Molecule: messenger RNA, 936 nt
Organism: Debaryomyces hansenii CBS767
Lineage: Eukaryota; Fungi; Ascomycota; Pichiomycetes; Serinales; Debaryomycetaceae
Product: DNA-directed RNA polymerase II core subunit
Exons: 1
Coding region: 1-936 (311 amino acids)
Biological process (GO): DNA-templated transcription
Cellular component (GO): RNA polymerase II, core complex
Molecular function (GO): protein dimerization activity; DNA binding; DNA-directed RNA polymerase activity
Source: RefSeq, a predicted model, not a curated record
AUGGAUAUAGAUAAAGGAAGUGACACGGGUCCAAGAGUGACUAUAAGACAUACGGAUAAAGAGCAUGUUGAUUUUAUAUUGAAGGAUGUCGAUUUAGCGAUGGCAAAUUCUAUGAGAAGAACGAUGUUGGCAGAAGUGCCUACAUUAGCUAUAGACCUUGUUGAAAUCGAGGUGAAUACGUCAGUGUUAGCAGAUGAAUUCAUUUCGCAUAGAUUGGGGUUAAUACCAUUGAAUAGUGAAGGUAUCGACAAUUUAUCGUAUUCUAGGGACUGUACCUGUGAUCAGUACUGUGCUAAUUGUUCGGUGAAGUUAGAACUAACUGCUAAGUGUGAUACAGAUUCGACCAUGAGCGUAUAUUCGUCUGAUUUGGCUAAGUUUCAUAAUGGUUCGAAAUUGGGGGACCCUGUGGCUCGUGAUAAUCAUCGUAAGGGACCACUUAUUUGUAAAUUAAGAAAGCAUCAGGAAUUAAGAAUAACUUGUAUUGCCAAGAAGGGUAUUGCUAAGGAACAUGCCAAAUGGUCGCCUUGUGGUGCCAUAGGAUUUGAAUACGACCCUUGGAACAAGUUGAAACAUACAGACUACUGGUACGAAGAUGAUGCGGAUGAAGAAUGGCCAAAAUCGGCUAACUGUGACUGGGAAGAAGCUCCUGAUGCAGACGCUCCGUUUGACUAUAAGGCAAAGCCAUCGACCUUCUAUAUGGAUGUUGAAACAGUUGGCAAUUUACCUCCUAACGAAGUUAUUUUAAAGGGUAUCGAGACUUUACAAUUGAAGCUUGCGGGUAUUUCGAUGGAAUUAAAUAAAGACAGUAUAGAAGCCAGCAAUGCUGCUGCCGGGGGUUUUACGACAUACGGUAGAUCGCCUGGAGGAAAUUCUCCAGGAAUGGGUAACUCUCCUUAUGGCGGGGAUAGUGGCUUUGGUAAUUCUACAUGGGGUUAA